Molecule: messenger RNA, 2740 nt
Organism: Bacillus rossius redtenbacheri
Lineage: Eukaryota; Metazoa; Arthropoda; Insecta; Phasmatodea; Bacillidae
Product: sodium/potassium-transporting ATPase subunit beta-2-like
Exons: 7
Coding region: 292-1263 (323 amino acids)
Biological process (GO): intracellular potassium ion homeostasis; potassium ion import across plasma membrane; intracellular sodium ion homeostasis
Cellular component (GO): sodium:potassium-exchanging ATPase complex
Molecular function (GO): ATPase activator activity
Source: RefSeq, a predicted model, not a curated record
GAUGAAUCAACCCCGCGAACGGGGUUGAACUGGUGUUAACCGGAUCUUACCUCCCUCUUCCCCAAGUUUUUUUUUUGUUAGAUGUCCGCGUUGAGUUGUAUGGACUCACAUUAGAUUGCGCCUGCUUUCUUGUUGGAGCGGUUAGCGGCAGGUUGGCUGCGUUGUUUUGUUUCCGUUGCUGGCUUCGUCGCGUUUCAACUGUUAACUUUCUUCCCAGUGAGUGAGUGCGUGUUGGCAAGGCAGGACUAGGCGGACUUUAGUGGGCGUGUACGGUUGUUUUGUGUAUUUAAAAUGGAAAACACGGAGAACUCGACGAAUAAAACUUCAUAUGCCUUUCCUCCUGAGAAACCCGAACCGAUUGGAAAAUGGGCGAAAAUAAGACGGGCGAUAUGGAAUCCUGAAAGCAAACAAUUUUUGGGAAGAACUGGUAAAAGUUGGGCUGGCAUUUUGUUCUUCUACGUCUGUUUUUAUUCUGCUUUGGCUGCGCUGUUUGCGAUAUGCAUGCAGGUUCUUCUGCUAACUGUCAACGACGAGCAGCCGCGAUGGACACUGGACAACUCUCUCAUCGGCACCAGCCCAGGUCUUGGCUUUCGUCCCAUCACUAAAGACGUUGAGCAUGGUGGUUCUCUCAUUUGGUACGAUGGGAAAAAUGAAUCACAAAUCAAAAUAUGGAAGGAUAGACUGGAUGAGUUUUUGGAAAUGUACUUGGACAAGAACAAGCUGCCGGGCAAGGGCCAGAACCAAGUGAGCUGCAACUUCACCCGGCCGCCGAUCGGCAAGCAGGUGUGCGAGGUGCCCGUCAACAAGUGGGGGGAGUGCAGCAGCAGCAACGGCUACAGCUACCACAAGAACGCCCCUUGCAUAUUCAUCAAGCUGAACAGGAUUUUCGGCUGGGUGCCAGAAUAUUACAAUGACCCAGAGAGUUUACCAGAAGAUAUGCCCGACAGCUUAAAGGAGGCGAUUAACAGAACUGACCCUAAGGAAAGGAACAUGGUUUGGGUGAGCUGCCAAGGUGAAAAUCCAGCAGACAGGGAGAACUCAGGGACCUUCUCCUACCACCCAAUGCAAGGAUUUCCCAGUUUCUACUACCCUUACACGUUCCAGGAGGAUUACCUCAGCCCGCUGGUCGCCGUCCGCCUAGAAAGACCCGCUUUGAAUGUGCUGAUCAACAUUGAGUGCAGAGCCUGGGCAAAAAACAUAAACUACGUCCGCAAUGCCAAUCAGCGAGAAGGAUCUGUCCAUUUUGAGGUCAUGAUUGACUAACACAUGUAUAAUAAUGACCAUCCACACAACAACAAGUGUCCUCUGGUUAGUGUACUUAGUGUGGUUCUCUGUCCACCUCCGAAUGCCUCUCAGCACAAAGGAAGAGACUACUACUUAGCAUUUCUGUGUACUUAUGUGAUAUACUUAAUGUUUUCAUCCAAGACAGAACCACAGAAAUUUUAAGUGUCUUAAAGAAAUGAUAAAUGAGCUUACUUAUAAAAUGUAUUCCUGCUAGUCAUGCAACUAUUUUUACUCAGUUGUAAAUGAUCUGCAAAUAAAUGUGAUAGCUGUGUCUAAAAUAGUGAUAUUUUAAUGAGCUAAUAAUAUUUUUGAAAAAUAGCAUAAAGGAAACAUUUAUUUUUUACAUUUUAUCCUUGCAGCAGCAAUGCUGUUGUUGCAGUUCGCUUUUAAAAGUAUUGUAAUCUUCGGUGUGCUCCAAAUUCCCCUAAGGGAGAUAUUCGUCUUCACAUUUUUUUGUCUUGGAAUAUGACUGUUUGAAGUUAUGUAAAUAUUUUAGGAGAUAAUAGUACAAAAUUAUAAAUAUUAUUAUUACAGAACUAUGUGAGGAACUUUUAAAUAUGUGGAUGAGUCACAUUUACAUGAUAACAGCUCUGGGCCAUGCCAGUUUUACUACACAAGUGAUCACUACUUGUGUCUUGAGCAUGAGCAAGAAAUUGAUGCUAAGAAAUUUUUUGGGACUUGAUAGCUUCUCAAAGAUAACGUAUACCUAUGUAGUAUUUUAAUGUAUAAGUUUAGCUGUUGAUUUUUGUUUCUUUUUCACACUUGUAACUUUCAGUAUUCUUUAUUGUUAUGCAUACCAGAAAAUCUUUCAUUCUACAAACUUAACAAAUAGUUGUUUUAAUACAUAUAUUUUAAUGUGCUAUAAUCUCAGUUUUAUUGGCAUUGUUUUCACUUAUUCAUGAAUCAUUAUAAUGAUAUUCAAAUAUUUUUAAACUUAAAAAAUAAAAUGUUUCUUGUUUACAAAGAUAAUUACAAAUAGUUAAAGUUUGUACAGAUUUUGAGGUAGUAAAGAGUGUAUUUGUGUUAUGUGUUGUUUUGUUACACUUUUUUGUUCAUAUGGCAGUUGUACAGCCAAAUAUUAAAAUAUAUAUGAUGUAUGUUUUGUUUAGUGUACCAAAUUGUUAUUUUAUGAUAAUGGUGACGGUUCAGCUUAACGUUUUAAUGUAAAUUAAUAAAGUAGCAAGAAAUGUGUAACAAAAUGUUUUGUUAGAUUUUUGCCCCGUUUUAAACGACAGUUUAAGAAAUUAUUAUGUGUAUCCCCAUGCCUGUUUUUCACUUGUAUUUAAUGAUUUACUUUGAAUUUCAUAAUUUGUUACUUUUUUAAUUGUGUUUAGUAUACAGGAAAGCCAUUUGUUUAGUGGAAGUACUUUUUGUGUCUUAAUUUUAGGAUAAUAAUUUGCUGUUAAAAUUGUAUUUGUUUGCGUGAUUGUCUCAUUAAAAAUUACUUGUAAAAGUA